Molecule: messenger RNA, 810 nt
Organism: Aspergillus affinis
Lineage: Eukaryota; Fungi; Ascomycota; Eurotiomycetes; Eurotiales; Aspergillaceae
Exons: 3
Coding region: 1-810 (269 amino acids)
Source: RefSeq, a predicted model, not a curated record
AUGUCCUCUAUCAUUUCCUUAGACAGGCGUCAUAUCGCCAUUUCCCAGCUUGUCAUCUUCUUAAUUAUCCAGAUUGUCCAGUUCUAUACCCGGUUUAUCCAAGAGUGGCGGUACUGGCAUCACAAUAAGCGGAAGAGCUUGCCCCGUUGCAUCUUAUCCUCCUGGAUGGGACUACUGGGUGUCUUGGCCCAGUUUCGAAUUGCCGGAUCUGCAAUGAUCAUCUCAAACAACAACCCCAACCAGUCGAUGCUCAUUGCCGAAAACGUCCUUCAAGGCAUCGGGCUCUCCCCGCUGAUGUUCGAGGUGAGCCUUGUCUUGCUGCGAAGUGGUCAAGCCGGUCGUAAGGGCCCAGGAAACUCAAGAUACCCGAAGCAAAUACGCUUCGCCCUCACGUUGUUCCGAUUCCCCAUCAUCUUCUCGAUCGUGUUGGUGGUGGUGGGAGCGUCCAUACAGAAUCGCAUCUGCAAGAUCGUCGGGUCGAUAAUGCUGCCCAUCGCAUUCGCGUUUGGAUGCGGACUGGCUGUCCUGCUGGCUGUGCAGUACCGGGCUGUUCUCCCGAAAGCUGGUCACCGCUGUGUUUUGUUGGUGCUGGUGGCACUGCCGUUCCUUGUUGUGCGAGUGGCGCAUUUCCUGCUUGCGGAGUUUGGACCGCGAAAAUUCAGUUCUGAGGUAGGUGAUACCGGUGUCACAGUGGGUAUGAGGCUGGUGAUGGAGAUAAUCAUAACGAUGUGUCUCUUGGCUGCUAGAGCCGUGGCAGAGCCAUUCUGGUCGGUGCCUGUUGAGACAGGCAGAGGCCGUUUGACUGGAUGA